AUGGCCUCCACAACGCAGGCGGCCAAGCAGGUCUCCAAGGCCUUGGACUCCGCGGCUCACAAGAUCAUCGAGUCGACCAGGGUCGCGACUGGCACCCAGAAGGCACGAAUCGAUCCGCAAAUCCCGAUCCAGGGCAAGAAAAGAGAACCGGGCUCCAAUGCAUUCAAAGAACAUGAACACCGGGAGACUAUGCGGCUUCGGAAAGCCCUCGACUCCGUCUCCCAUGGAAAAAAUAUCUUCGUCUACACCAACGUGCGGACAAAGCAGGUGGUCUACUCAUUGACCCGCUACUUACAAGAGAACAACGUCCUCCGCCAACUGAUAUACCAUGGCAAAAAGACUGUCCCCGCCGAACUCCGCCGCGACAUGUGGGCGCCCUAUUACUCAGUGCACUUCAGCAACUCACGGCUCGGCCUCCGCGCCUAUCAGCUCCUCCGCGAGUUCUCCAUGCAGCGCCAGCUCUCGCCCCCACCAGAGAUGAUCACCGUGACCGAGGAAUUAUUAGCCGCCAAGCGGCCCAAGAACCCCGUGGAGGCAGAGGAAUUCGACAAGAUGAACCUGAAGCGCAUCGGCAAGACAAUGGAGAAGAAGGAGCGCGCCCGCGUGCUGAUGGAUCAGCGGGCCACCUCUGUCGCUGAUAUCGCGGCUGUGGUUUCCAUCCAGGACCAAGCGAUUGCGGACGGGUUUUUGGAGAGGGAUGGCAAGCGCGGAUAUCUGACUCGUAAGGCGCGGCAGCGUCGGAGAGCCGCAUUGAAGGAGGCACAGGAGAAGGCCGAGGAGAACCAGGCUUAUGUCGCGGAUCUGGAAGCUCGCAUGAGCGAGAGUCAGGGCGAGGAUGUCGAGAUUCCGGAAGUGGUGAGAAUCCUCUGGCGGGACGUCCACGAUGCCCAGUUCGCGGAAAAUUGGUCUAAAAACGUCAGACACGGUCAGCUGCAGCUCUCCCCUGAUGCUCAGAUCAUGCCUAUGGGAGUUCCAGAGCCAGCGAACAUUGAGGAGUUGGAGGAGUUGGAGGAGAUGAGACAGAAGGAGGCAGCGAAGGCAGCUAAGGAGCCUGAAAAGAAGAAGAAGUUGAGCUUCUUUAGCUAG
This is a messenger RNA of Penicillium chermesinum, 1086 nucleotides long. Its product is annotated as mitochondrial 54S ribosomal protein mL67. The coding region runs from base 1 to 1086 and encodes 361 amino acids. The record is from RefSeq and is a predicted model, not a curated record. Gene Ontology annotation, molecular function: single-stranded DNA binding; structural constituent of ribosome; DNA strand exchange activity. The transcript has 3 exons. NCBI's taxonomy places the organism in Eukaryota, Fungi, Ascomycota, Eurotiomycetes, Eurotiales, Aspergillaceae. Gene Ontology annotation, cellular component: mitochondrial large ribosomal subunit; nucleus. Gene Ontology annotation, biological process: positive regulation of mitochondrial DNA replication; DNA recombination.